Triticum dicoccoides is the source of this 1009-nucleotide messenger RNA. RefSeq names its product LOB domain-containing protein 4-like. Bases 15 to 827 code for a protein of 270 amino acids. The transcript has 2 exons. NCBI's taxonomy places the organism in Eukaryota, Viridiplantae, Streptophyta, Magnoliopsida, Poales, Poaceae. The record is from RefSeq and is a predicted model, not a curated record.
UAGCGGGGGAUGCCAUGCCGGCGGCGAGGCAGCAGCAACAGCAGCAACAGCAGCCCGCGUGCGCAGCCUGCAAGCACCAGCGGCGGCGGUGCACGGCGGAGUGCCCGCUGGCGCGCUACUUCCCGCACGACCGCCCGGACCUCUUCCGCAGCGCGCACCGCCUCUUUGGCGUCAGCAACAUCCUCAAGACGCUCCGCCGCGCUGGCCCCGACCGCGCCCUCCGCGACGACGCCAUGCGCGGCCUCGCCUACGAGGCCGCCGCCUGGGACGCCAACCCGGCCGGCGGCUGCCUCCCCGCCAUCACCGCUCUCGAGAACCAGCUCCGCCAGGAGUACGGCAUCCUCCGCCGCCUCCACGCCCAGAUCCGCCACUGCCGCCGCCGACUACAGACUUCCCCUCCCCUCUCCCUGCCGCCGCCCACGGCAGAUGUAUCUCCGGCGCCGACCGAGGGUAGCAACAUGCACUACUUGGACGAGCACAACUCCGCACCAGCAUCGUCAGGAUUAUACGGUAAUGACAACGGUGACGACGGCGUCGUUGCUGCGUCGUCGUUACCGUGGACGAUGCAGCCGCAGUACUACGGGGGCGCCAUUGCUAACAUGGGUGGCGCCGUCUCGCAAGAAGAAAACAAGUAUCAGUUGUUGCUCGAUCACACUGCUACCGCUGGCGGCCAUCAGCACGAGUAUGACGAGAUCUCGCCCUUCUUGGAACUGGAAGGCAUCGACGCCGACGACCACCACGACCGCACGCCACAUGAUGAAUCCAACAGCGCCAACUCAUGGAAGAAGAUGGAGAUUAAACCAUCCACGAAGAUGGAGCAAAAUUAAUGAUGAGCUGGGAGUAGUAGUUUCGUUUUGAGUAUGCAAGAAUAGCUUAAUUAGAACAUGCCGUCUUUUAUUUGAUAAACUAGUCGUGCUGUGAGGCGUCGUGGUGGCGUCGCUGGCAGAUAGACCUGGCACGGUACAUGCAACAGUACAACUCUGAAGAUGGAUUGAUGGCAGAUGGCUGC